UUUUUUUUUUAAUUCUUUUUCUUUUUUCAUUUUUUUUUUAUUUUGAAAACGUUAUUUUAUGGGAACUCACUUUCUUAGAAAAGUACAAGCAUGCUGUACAUUUACUCUUAAUGCUUCACCCGUUGUGUUACUAUUAGGUAUCUUUACUUGGGCAUUUUGGGCAUAUCAUUUCCGGUUAUGUUUGUAUUUGAUUCAAAACGAUGCAAUUACACAAGGUUGUCUUUACAUUCUAUUCUUUGAACCAUUCUUUUUCUUGGCUUUAUGGUGUUUUUACAAGGCAUCACGGACCUCACCAGGUAAUACGAUCGAUGUAAGUCUCAAAACAGGAAUUAUUUUGAAUUAUGAUCACCAUAAAACUGAAGGGCUAUACGAGACUUAUUCUUUCUAUUUAUAUCUUCAAGGCUGCCAAGAAGGAGGAACUAGUAGCGGAUGUUGAACAAGGAUACCAAGACAGUGAAUAUGUUCAACUACUACAAAGCCAACCACCUUCUACUCACCACCAUUCAGAAAUCGAAACGAAUUCAACCCACUUAUCUGAUAACAAUGUUGAUAGUCCUGCCAUCCUUCCUAUUGAUAAUACUAAUAAUAAUAAUAACAACAACAAC
Molecule: messenger RNA, 605 nt
Organism: Halteromyces radiatus
Lineage: Eukaryota; Fungi; Mucoromycota; Mucoromycetes; Mucorales; Cunninghamellaceae
Exons: 2
Coding region: 59-436 (125 amino acids)
Source: RefSeq, a predicted model, not a curated record